UCAUUAUCAUUGACAAUCGAAGCGCCCGUUUGGAUGUAUUUUGGUUGAACAAAGGAAGUAACAAACUGUAGGUACCUAAAAAGAGACCCCGCACCAAUACUAUUUAAAUUUUUUUUAUUCCAAAGCUCUUAGAACAAAUUGGAGCUUAUUCGAUCAUCCGAGCGUCACUUUUCCUCUAUUCAAUUACCGUUAACUCACGACCUCUCCGGGCGAGGUGCCAGCUAGAUUGCUCACUUUUAAGCGACGAUCGGACCUCACCCGCCCAAGAGAACGAACCUUUCUUAAGUAUCACUACGUCCCGAAUAUAAGAAUUCACAAUCGAACCAUAUCCUGCAUAAGUCGCAUAACAGAGCGGUGUCCAGCUAUGGCGACUCUUGCAAUAUUUCGCUCCACGCGAGCUUUCUCUCCACGACGCAGCUUCCAGAGAUGCCUAAUUGGUUUCAUAGAACCUCGUCGGAAUAUGUCCUCCUACCUAGUUACCCCCGCUGAACUGGCAGACGCUCUGAAGAAGAGUCCACCAUCAUCUAUCAGCCCCGAACCCCGAAUUAUCCCCUUAUGCGCCUCGUGGUUUUUACCAAAUGACGAGCGAAAGGGUAUUGACGUCUUCAUCGAGAAGCGAAUACCAAAGGCCCGCUUCUUCGACCUCGACAAAGUCAACGAUAAACGGAGUCCAUAUCCCCAUAUGCUCCCGAGCGCCAAGACAUUCGCAGAAGCAAUGAGCUCGCUUGGUAUUCGAAAGGAUGAUACGGUAGUUGUUUAUGACUCAAAAGAGCUAGGCAUUUUCAGCGCGCCGAGAGUAGCCUGGACUCUUAGGGUAUUCGGCCACCCAAAGGUACAUAUCUUAAACAACUUCAAGCUAUGGGUAGAGCAAGGCUUUCCCACGGAGUCGGGAGAGCUCUACAGCGUAGAAUGCAACCCGUACCCCAUUCCCAAGACGGACGAAAAGCAAGUCGCAAGUUUUGAACAGGUACGCGAGGUUGCUUUGGAUCAUAAUAAGGAAGGCUCCGAAGGAGUUCAGAUUAUCGAUGCAAGGCCUGCUGGUAGAUUUGCCGGCAAGGAUCCCGAACCCAGAGAGGGUCUUUCAUCCGGUCAUAUGCCGGGCUCUAUCAACAUUCCCUUUAGUGCCGUCCUCGAUCCUGAGACCAAAGCAUUCUUGCCGAAAGAGCAGUUACAGAAGUUAUUUAAGGAGAAAGGAGUAGAUCCUUCCAGACCGAUUAUAUCGACUUGUGGGACGGGAGUGACGGCAGUUGUUAUUGAUACAGCUCUCGAGGAGGCAGGAUACGGAUCUUUUGAGACACGGCGUGUGUACGACGGCAGCUGGACUGAGUGGGCACAACGAGUUAGCCCUUCGGAUUCUUUAAUCCGCAAGGAUGAGUAGGGAGUUGUGGCUUGUGUUGCGGACAGAAUGAUGAUGAGAUACCCUCCUUCUCAGGAAUUCUUUGUGCUUAUAUUGCCUUCAAAUACACCCUACACAACCUCGUCCUCCUUUUACGUCGUUUAUGUCGUUUACGUCGUUUACAUUGAGCAUGAAUUACGCAUUAUUUAUUACUCCACUUACUCCUAUUGGAAUACUCAGGUCGGGCUCGGGGGUGUCUUCGGUUACUAAAAUCAAAAUGCCUAUUGUAAAUAUGACCUAGGCCUGGGAGUGCAAUCGUGGGGACUAUCCACGGUUAUCACCACAUGGCUUAGGCCAUAGGCUCAGCAUUGGCACAUGACGUUA
Messenger RNA from Daldinia caldariorum, 1720 nucleotides. Its product is annotated as thiosulfate sulfurtransferase. Lineage: Eukaryota; Fungi; Ascomycota; Sordariomycetes; Xylariales; Hypoxylaceae. The coding region runs from base 365 to 1378 and encodes 337 amino acids. Gene Ontology annotation, molecular function: thiosulfate-cyanide sulfurtransferase activity. Gene Ontology annotation, biological process: transsulfuration. The transcript is spliced from 2 exons. The record is from RefSeq and is a predicted model, not a curated record. Gene Ontology annotation, cellular component: mitochondrion.